Molecule: messenger RNA, 2370 nt
Organism: Striga asiatica
Lineage: Eukaryota; Viridiplantae; Streptophyta; Magnoliopsida; Lamiales; Orobanchaceae
Source: the annotation of a GenBank genome assembly
AUGGAUGCCCGCACGAACCGAAGUGGGCCCACCAAGCUGCCUGGCCCGGACACGCCGGCCGUUGGGGCCCACGCGCCUUGCGGGGCGUGCAAGUUCCUGAGGAGGAAGUGUAUAGCGGGCUGCAUAUUUGCCCCACACUUCGGGCCGGAACAAGGCCCGGCCCGGUUUGCAGCGGUGCACAAGGUGUUUGGGGCCAGCAACGUGUCCAAGCUUCUCUCACGAAUCCCAAUGGGCCGCCGCCAUGAUGCGGUGGUCACCAUCUCUUAUGAGGCCCAGGCCCGACUGUCUGACCCGGUCCACGGGUGUGUGUCAACCAUUAUGGGCCUGCAGCAACAGGUGGCAUCACUUCAAGCAGAGCUAUCAAUGGUGCAAACUCAGCUUAUGAACAGCCGAAUUUUGAUGGCAAAUGCACUUCACAGCCAGCCGCCGCCUCACCACCACCACCACGACAUGGCGGCGGCAGGGCUGCAGCCAGCGUAUUCCGGCACAUCAUCAGCUUCCAACAAUAAUCACUUUAGCAUGCAUAGUUUCGGGCCAAAUAGCCUUAGCGAAACCGCAUUUUCCAAUAGUUUUGAGCCCAAUAUCCCUCAUCUUUCGGACCGGGCCUUGCACAACGAGGAGGAGGAGGAAGAGGACGAAAGCCACGACCCAACCAACCCGACCCAACCCGCUGGAGUAAAGAGAAAAAUCGAUUGGACUAGCACGCCACAAAACGUUUUGGGCAGUUCAUUACUACAAAGAUACCAAGGUCACUGUGAGAAAGAAGAAGAAGAAGAAGAAGAAGAAAAAGAAGAAGAAGAAGAAGAGGAGGAGGAGGAGAUGUUGUGGGUGGAUAAGUAUCGUCCCAAAACCCUAGACAAGGUUUUGGUGCACCAAGAUAUCGCCCAAAAUCUAAAGAAACUGGUGACGGAACAAGAUUGUCCGCAUUUGCUGUUCUACGGCCCGUCUGGCUCGGGUAAGAAAACCCUAAUAAUGGCCCUUCUCAGGCAAAUUUUUGGUGCCAGCGCCGAUAAGGUUUUGUUUGGUAGUUUUUCGGGGGUGGGCAAACUUCCAGUGAAUUGUGCAACUCCGGAAUCGACUACUGCUUUGUAUAGUUAUCUGUUGAAUCUAAAACGAAAAGGGAAGAGUGAAGUAAAGAAAAAGAACAAAAUUAUGAAUAAGAAAUGUGAAUUGAUCCUCAAUUUCAUUGAUGACAAGUGGAGAAAGGUGAAAGUGGAAAACAAGAACUGGAAAGUUGAUGCUGGGAGUAGAACCAUUGAUGUUGAACUCACGACUUUGUCAAGCACGCACCAUGUUGAACUGAGCCCUAGUGAUGCAGGAUUUCAGGACCGUUAUGUGGUUCAAGAGAUAAUCAAGGAAAUGGCCAAAAACCGACCAAUUGACACUAAGGGAAAGAAAGGAUUCAAAGUUCUGGUGCUGAAUGAGGUUGACAAACUCUCGAGGGAAGCCCAGCACUCUCUCCGAAGGACAAUGGAGAAAUACAGUUCAUCUUGCCGACUCAUUCUAUGCUGCAACAGCUCCUCCAAGGUUACUGAAGCCAUUCGCUCUCGUUGUCUGAAUAUGAGAAUCAAUGCACCACCAGAAGGAGAGAUUGUGAAGGUGUUGGAAUUUAUCAGCAAGAAAGAAGGGUUACAACUUCCAUCCGGAUUUGCUGAUCGAAUUGCACAACAAUCUAACAGGAGCCUCAGGAGGGCAAUUUUGUCGCUUGAAACUUGUUGUGUCCAACAGUACCCUUUCACAACCACUCAAGCAAUACCCCCAAUGGAUUGGGAGGCAUAUAUUUCUGAAAUAGCAUCAAGUAUUUUUAAGGAGCAGAGUCCGAAAAGGUUAUUUGAGGUUCGGGGAAAGCUUUAUGAGCUACUCGUCAAUUGCAUUCCUCCAGAAAUCAUUUUAAAGAGGCUACUUUAUGAGCUGUUGAAGAAAUUGGAUUCUGAGCUCAAGCAUGAAAUCUCUCAUUGGGCCGCAUAUUAUGAGCAUAGAUUACGCCUUGGGCAGAAAGCAAUAUUUCACCUUGAAGCGUUCGUGGCCAAAUUCAUGAGUGUUUACAAAGGUUUCCUCAUCGAGACAUUCGGGCACGGCUGCCGAUCUAAGUCCGAUUUCCCCUCGAACACCCGUGUGCAAAAACCGAUCGGCCCUAUGAACCUUCCUCUUGAUCUCCGGAACCUUCCGCAAAACCGAUCGCCAGAUCAUCUGGACUGCAUCAUCCUCUCUCGAUGGGUGUCGAUACUCGAAAAACUUCUCGACUUCUUUCAACCUCAUCCACAUCCUCGUCCACUCCUCCUUCCCGAUACUCCUAACGAAAUCGAUCAAGAAAUUCUCCUUUACGGCAUCCGAGGCGCGCAUGAAUACGCAAAACUCGGAAUAAUCUAG